Messenger RNA from Dermacentor andersoni, 2319 nucleotides. RefSeq lists its product as uncharacterized. Lineage: Eukaryota; Metazoa; Arthropoda; Arachnida; Ixodida; Ixodidae. The record is from RefSeq and is a predicted model, not a curated record.
GCAGGGGUGCCCAUUGUCACCUCUGAUAUUUAUGCUGUACCUACAAGGUUUAGAGGCCAAAAUACAGCAAAGCGGACUCGGCUUCAACCUAUCAUUUUUCAAACAAGGAAAAUUGAUUGAACAGUCAUUACCAGGACUGAUGUACGCGGAUGAUAUUGUAUUAAUGGCUGACAAUGCAGAAGAUAUGCAGGAAUUAAUGGACAUAUGUGGUACAGAAGGAGACAGAUUAGGCUUGAAGUUUAGCAAAGAAAAAUCAGCAGUCAUGAUUUUUAAUGAUAACAUUUGCGGCGAGCAUAAGAUACAGGAGGCCACGCUGAAGAUAGUCAAUAAAUACAAGUACCUUGGGGUGUGGAUAAAUAAUGGCAUUGAGUAUCUGACAGAGUACGAAAAAUAUCUAACGACUAAAGGUAACAGAAGUGCAGCGAUUAUAAAGAGUAGGGCACUGUGGAACUACAAUAGGUACGAGGUAGUACGAGGGAUAUGGAAGGGGGUAAUGGUACCAGGCCUGACUUUUGCCAAUGCAGUUCUGUGUAUUAGAACGGAGACCCGGCAACAGUUGGAAAUUAGGCAACGUGGUGUGGGUAGGCUCGCUCUGGGAGCACAUGGCAAGACACCAAAUCUUGGAGUGCAGGGGGAUCUGGGAUGGUCUUUCGAGGGCAGAGCGGCUAGUAGCAAGAUAGUAUUUGAGGAGCGAUUGAGAAAAAUGGGGGAAAUUCGGUGGGCUAGGAAGGUUUUCACUUACUUAUACACGAGGAAUGUUGACACGAGGUGGAGGAAGCGAACUAGAAAAUUGACAAGCAAAUACUUGGGCAGUAGCGGGGGGACAAGUAAGGAAUCAUCUGUCAAGAAAAUGGUUAAUGAGACAGAGAGGGGUAUGUGGAGUACAGAGAUGCUAACCAAAUCGGCAUUGGAGACAUACAGGACGUUUAAGCAAGAAAUAGCCAAAGAAAAUAUUUACUAUAACUCUAAGGGAAGCUCAAUGUUGUUUGAAGCCAGGACAGGUGUACUGCGGACUAAAACGUACCGAGCCAGAUACCAGGAGAUAGAUUUGGUGUGCGAGGCGUGUGGAGAGGAGGAGGAAACGGCUGAACACCUGAUACUUGCUUGUAAUCUACUUCACCCUGCAUUUGAAUCUAACGGGGAACUAUUCAAAGCUUUAGGUUUUAAAGAUAGUGAAAGUAGAAUAGACUUUGAACAGGUAGAAAUAACUAAACGGAGACUGUCUGAUUGGUGGAUAAUAUCAACGCAAAAGUAAAGGAGUAAAUACAUAGGUAUGCAUGCAUAUAGAACCAUUAAAGGCUAGGUGGCGCGCGCCGCCGCCGCCCGAUUCAAAGGGUUGAGCCUCAAUCAUCCAUCCAUCCAUUUCUUACGUUAGGCUUCGACUCGUUCGAAACGAGAAGCGAUCUUGAAAACACCACCAGGUUAUCAAUAAUACUCUGUCGUCGAAGCGGCCUGAGACUAAGCGAAAGCCGUUUACGCAAUCAUUCGUUGCGAACGAAGUGCAUUUUACAAAAACAACGCCAAAUUCAAUUCGAAGCGGGCAGCCGGGACCGCCGCCAUGUUGGUGGCUAAUUCCUUCCCAUAAUUCCUAAUGCGACGAUCCUGCGUUUACAUGGUCCGCAAGAGUUGGCUCGCGCCCGUAAAUCUACCCUCGCCUGGCGCAUUAAUGCGAUGCACCUUCCUAGCGCAUUACUGCUGUUUACAUGAAUGUGAUGCGAUAGAAAUGCCAUGCGAUGCGACAGUGUCGCAUUCAUGUAAACGCAGCUGCCCUAAGUUUCGAGUGCUUCCCACCGGGGCAUCGAUCUCCUUUAAGAGCGCGAGUUUUCGACGGGAACAUUUGAAAAAACAGAGCAGUUUUGUCGCAAUUAUAUAUGUCCUUCUCCGCGUAGCGCUCCAGCACGCCGGCAGCUUUGUCUGCAGCCACUGCUGCUUUGCCUGUGUGUCCAAAGACGCCGCUUCCCCUACCACGUUUUUGUAAACGAUUCCGUGCCGCUCUUUAAAGCGCUGAAUCCAGCCUCCCCCAGGCUCAAAAUUUGGGCGUCCCAGAAGAAAAGCGAAGUUUUUCGCUUUGGUGGCAAGUAUUGGCCCACUAAUAGGCUCACUAUGCGCGCGGGUUGUGAUAAACCCCUGGUAAAGCGCCUCUUCAACAUCGGCGUACAAAGUGUCUCUAACCCUUUUCCGCUGAUCGGCAUGGCCGCUGAUAGCUCGUGCCUUCACAAUUGCGGUGCUCCCGGUUUUCAGGAUGGUUGAUAUCGUCGACUGGGCGAGCUCAUACUUCUUCACGAGGGCGCUCACCUUGAAGCCGUGGCAAAGAUCCUG